Oreochromis aureus is the source of this 2278-nucleotide messenger RNA. Its product is annotated as actin-binding protein IPP. Lineage: Eukaryota; Metazoa; Chordata; Actinopteri; Cichliformes; Cichlidae. Bases 291 to 1913 code for a protein of 540 amino acids. The record is from RefSeq and is a predicted model, not a curated record. The transcript has 8 exons. Gene Ontology annotation, molecular function: protein binding.
GUGCUUAUUCGAGUGCCAAGCAGUACGAAAUCGGACCCUGACGUUUUGGUGUUUACUUUGUUAAAGGUCACGUGACUGUGAGCGCUGAGGCAGGGAAAUGGAGAGCAGCUGGCAGCACAUGGACUAAAAUGCUUCUAUUUUUCCAUUGUGCAGUGGUUGUUGGAAUUCUUCAGCGGGCCUGGCUUACCUUAUAUGGAGGACCUGCAUUUCAUUUCUGAAUUACAGUGAGGUGCAACUUAAAGGGUUAAAAAUGGCCUAAACUUUGAUCCAGACAGCGCCUUGUCAUUCAGAUGAAUAAUCUCAGGCAAUACGUUAUGAUACUUUUUGAGUGGAUAAGCUUUUGGCUGAAACACAUUCUUAGAAGGAUUUUGGAUGCUUUUCCAAUAGUCAACAACUGGAUAGCGUCCUCAGGUGUCACAGACAGAGCAUUAUGCCAAACAGACUCAGAGGAAUGGAAGACUAAUGAGGCGCUGCGCACAUAUCUCCUUGGAGAUGGUGAUGAAACCAAGGUUACAGUCCAAACCAGCCCACAUGCCUUUCUUGUGAACCUACAGAGACUUUCAGAGUGUAGUGAGUACUUCCGAGCUUUGUCCCAGUCCAGCAUGAGAGAGACUUCUGAGAGCCUCAUCCACAUGGAUCACGUGUCCUCUUCCAUCUUCCACAAUCUGCUUGAGUUUUCCUUCAAUAAUAAUUUCAAAGUUCCCCUAAAUGAGUUGGGAGCACAUAUCAAGGUAAGCAACUAUCUUCUAGCACAUGCCUUCCUCUCAAAGUGCCUGUCAGUCCUGACAGAUGAGCUCAGCCCAUCUAACUGUUUGUCAUACCUGAGUCUUGCUCAUGAGAUCUUUUGUAUGGAACUGAAGAUGACAGUACUGACUUACUUGAGUAGAAACCUGCUGGAGCUUCCGGACAUCAUCAGGUGCCUGAAUGAUGAGGAGAGGGAAGAAGUUGUCCACUUGAGGACUCGAGGAGACCGACACCUCUGCACCCUACGGAAAGAGAACCUGAGUUCUUGGAAGGAUCCAGAAACAGAACAUGCACGACACAUAUUCACCCUGCAAGGAUCAGAGGACAGUGGGGAUUGGUGUGCAGUUACAGAGCUUCCUUUUCGGGCUGAUAAGUGGUGUAUUACAACAGUGGUGCUUUACAACUACUUGUAUGUUAUAGGAGGUUACAGGGAGCGUAUGAAGAGAGGCUGGGAGUUCAGCAUGGCUUCCUUUCGAUACAAUCCCUUUACUCAGACGUGGGUCACCACAUCUCCUCUGAUAAAACACAGAAGGCACUUCAGUGCAGUGGCCUGUGAAGGCUGCAUUUACGCAGUGGGAGGCUGGUACUUGGACUCUCUAGUAACUCCAGACUCCAGCACAGCUCUCUACACAGCUGUAGAGUGCUAUGACCCAUGGAAAGAUACGUGGAGGUUUGUGUCCUCAUUGCCACUCACUGACUUCCAGUUCACCAUGUCUUUGUCUCACGAUGUUCCUCUUGCUACAAGCCUUGGACACUGUAUCUAUGUGCUGGGGAGCAUCCAGAGGACUGGAGAGAAGUUAUUACUGCAGUACAACACAAAGCAAGAUGUAUGGUCUGAACUGCUUCCCACCCUUACCAGAGCCAGCGUAGAUCUCCCUACACUUUACUUCCUGGGGGCCACAGACAGGCUGCUUGUGAUUGGUGGCAACAACUCAGAGAAUGUGAUAACCUCGUUUCAUGUGGAAAAACAGAAAUGGGGGCCGGUGUACAGCGCUGAGAAAGUGGCAUUUGCAGGUCAGGGGACAGUGGCUGGUGAUCAAAUCCUGAUGAUGCCGAGUGUUGAGCACAACACUGUUGUUAGCAUGGACCUCCAAACGCUCUCCCUCAGAGCUCUCCCUCCUCUACCCAUCUCCACUCGCUAUGAAGCUACCUUUUAUCUUUAUUUCUAAUGCUAUGGUUAGCAUCUUUGCACACAUAUGUUGUGUGCAGGUUCAAUAGCCCAAGUACUUCUAGAUCACUUGCCAGUCCUUAUAUUGUCCUUCAUAUUUAUAAGGAAAUUAUAAAGAGAAUAUAUACAUAUAUAUAUAUAGAGAGAGAGAGAGAGAGAUUCAAAAUUUCUGUUCAUUUGUCUUAGUCUCCAUAAAGUAUCCUAAAAUGUAAGACCGGUUUACCCCGCUAUGUUGAAUGUUUGAUUUGUUUACAUUAAAAUAAUGCAGUAUAUACAAUGCAGUGCAUUUCUUGCCUUGAUUAACACCUUUAAUUCCUACUAACCAUUCUCAUCCGUUUUAAAUAUAAAACUGGUAUUACAGUGUUU